This is a messenger RNA of Phacochoerus africanus (Common warthog), 3460 nucleotides long. It is a transcript of the gene FGF18, whose product is annotated as fibroblast growth factor 18. Lineage: Eukaryota; Metazoa; Chordata; Mammalia; Artiodactyla; Suidae. The transcript is spliced from 5 exons. The coding region runs from base 2472 to 3095 and encodes 207 amino acids. Gene Ontology annotation, molecular function: type 2 fibroblast growth factor receptor binding; type 1 fibroblast growth factor receptor binding; growth factor activity. Gene Ontology annotation, biological process: positive regulation of protein phosphorylation; positive regulation of cell population proliferation; cell differentiation. Gene Ontology annotation, cellular component: cytoplasm. The record is from RefSeq and is a predicted model, not a curated record.
CCACAGCUGUGGCCAUACGGGAUCCUUGUGCCAAAAGGGGACUUCCCAGGCAGGACCUUUGGGUUUAUACUGUUGCUCAGAAUUUCUCUUGACUGGACAUUUGGAUCAAUCUUAUUGGGGUGAUGGCUUUAUUUGUGAAAAACACUAUCUGAGUCUUGAAAAAAAUUGCAAGCACUUUAGAACAUAAUUAUACACCCAUUCCAUUCAAAAGUAAUAGAAAAUAGCAGUAGUAUAGGAAACUGGAAGUAUGACUCUUAGCCAGGAGAUACUUCAAACACCCCACUUUCGUAAGCCAAAACCACCUCUUGAAUGUUCUGUCAGAGGGCUUUAUAAAGCAAGCUCAAGGAUGGUGGUGAUGUCUCAGGCCCCAAGGGCAGCAUUUCUAUGCCUGUUUUGUGGUUGGUCAUCACAUCCUGUCUUACCAGUUCUGGCAAUGAGAAUGUCUAAGUUCAGUCCAGUGCUUCACACAACUUUCUCCAUCACUCAGCACUUGGUUUUAAAAAGGUUUUCUACACUUGUGUUCAAUGCGGAAACAGGCUAUCUUUAAGAUAGCUUCAGCUUUGAAAGGGAACUUAAAAUAGCUUGCAGGGUGGCCUGAUAAUCAGAACAAUUGCUGAUAUUUCAUUUUCCAUGACUCUAGGAAGUAGCACUGUUUGACAGGGCCUACCUUAGUUUCGCUGGAAGUGAAAUGGGGAUAGCAACCCUAGCCAAUGGCACAAGAAGGUUCUUAACCAAAUAGUCCGAUUCCUGCGUUUUGCCUUUUGAGCUUGUUCAGUUUCUUUCAUGCUAUGACUGUUUCCCUUAGUAUCAGUCAGGCCAAGCAGAGCCUGGCUGCCUGGAGCUACAGACGGUGUGAAGCAGUUGCCUGAGACAAGAUCACCCAAAUUUUGAGGUUGGUGGGAAGGACAGGAGUCAUGCCUCUAAAGAGAUAGAGGCGGUUAGGCGAGAUGUCCUCAGAAGGGACCUGAUUAAAAGAGUCAAAAGGAUCAGUAUACAAGGAGUAACAAAUCUCAGUCUGGAGGCCAGAAGAGGGCCUGCAGUGGUCGCUGACCAGAGUCCUGCUGGCUCCUCCCGGGCCUGUACAGCCUGACUGGGCUGGGCUGCAGCGAAACUUCAGGAUCGCUAGGUGGCAGCCGUGCGUUUCCAAAGCUGUCUCGCCUACUGGAGAGCCCAGCUGGGAUCCGACCCGGGAGCUCAAGGUGGAGGGGGUGGGAGAUGCGUAACAGACGCCCUGGAGACCUUCUCCCCCUCAACGGCAGGGACAGAGACUGGAAGGGGGCUCACUUGGGUUGGCCAGCCGCCCGAGAGGGUGUCUGGGACACGCCACGAUCCUGCGUGGACUCAAAGGGCGGGUAAAAGAGACCCCCCCCCCUUAAAUGGAGCCGCCCCGAGGGCUGGGCCUGACCCGCCCCCUCCCGGCUCCCCACUCAAGCGCUGGUUGGUGUGAGUGAGUGCGACUAGCGAAUGUGGGCGCAUGAAGACGUUCCGCACCUAACUGCGUUCUUGGGGACCGCUGCCUGGCCAAUUCCGGCAGCGUUUGCUCCGUGGCGCGGGUCAUUGCGCCCAGACACAGAAUUCCGACGGCUUCCAGCGCUCACCAGCUCCAGCCUCGCGGGCUCUGCCCCUUCGGAGCUGCUGGUCCCGUCGCCGAGAGUCUGAGCGCCUCCCUCCAACCCAGGGCCGCCAGGAGAAGGAGGAGGCGGCAGAGGAGAGGCCGCGGCAGGCAGGCAAGCAGGCAGAGCCGCCUUUGAUGUGGGCGCGGCGCACCCAGGCGAGCUGAGCGCCCGUCCGGCCGCGCCCCGAGGGGGGAGCCCCCGGGCCCCGCAUCCUCAUUGUGCCGGCUCGGGCCCGGGCCCGCCCCCGGCCCCCCGCCCCCUCGCCGCCCGCGCGUAGAAAACGCCCCGGCCGCCGCCAGUGGUGGGAGGCGGCGAUGCGCACGGCCGGAGAGACUCGGAGGAGGAGACAUGAGCCGGCGGGCGCCCAGACGGAGCGGCCGUGACGCGUUCGUGCUGCAGCCGCGCGCCCCGGCCCCAGAACGCUGACCCCUGGCCCCGCGCAGUCCCGCGCCCCAUCCGGAGAGCACGCCCCAGCUUCCAGCCCCGCCGUGCAUGCUGCCCCCGGAGUGAGCCGGUCAGCCAGCCUCCCGCGGACGCCCGGACGGACGGCCAGCCGGCAGUGAGGAAGCUUCUUCGCACCGGCCGGUGCCUCCUGCACAGCGGCGGCCGCCCCGCAGCCCCCGCGCCAGCCCGGAGGGCGCAGCGCUCGGGAGGAGCCGCGCGGGGCGCUGAUGCCGCAGGGCGCGCCGCGGAGCGCCCCGGAGCAGCAGAGUCUGCAGCAGCAGCAGCCGGCGAGGAGGGAGCAGCAGCAGCGGCGGCGGCGGCGGCGGAGGCGGCGGAGGCGCCCGGUCCCGGCCGCGCGAAGCGGACAUGUGCAGGCUGGGCUAGGAGCCGCCGCCUCCCUCCCGCCCAGCGAUGUAUUCAGCGCCCUCCGCCUGCACUUGCCUGUGUUUACACUUCCUGCUGUUGUGCUUCCAGGUACAGGUGCUGGCAGCCGAGGAGAACGUGGACUUCCGCAUCCACGUGGAGAACCAGACGCGGGCUCGGGACGAUGUGAGCCGUAAGCAGCUGCGGCUGUACCAGCUCUACAGCCGGACCAGCGGGAAGCACAUCCAGGUCCUGGGCCGCAGGAUCAGUGCCCGCGGCGAGGACGGGGACAAGUAUGCCCAGCUCCUAGUGGAGACAGAUACCUUCGGGAGUCAAGUCCGGAUCAAGGGCAAGGAGACGGAAUUCUACCUGUGUAUGAACCGGAAAGGCAAGCUUGUGGGGAAGCCCGAUGGCACCAGCAAAGAGUGUGUGUUCAUCGAGAAGGUCCUGGAGAACAACUACACAGCCCUGAUGUCAGCCAAGUACUCUGGCUGGUACGUGGGCUUCACCAAGAAGGGGCGGCCACGGAAGGGCCCCAAGACCCGAGAGAACCAGCAGGACGUGCACUUCAUGAAGCGCUACCCCAAGGGACAGGCAGAGCUGCAGAAGCCCUUCAAGUACACCACAGUGACCAAGCGGUCCCGGCGGAUCCGCCCCACGCACCCCGGCUAGGCUGGCCCCGCCGUGGCCCCGCCAGGCCGCCCCAGCCCACACUCACACUCACGGAGAACUGCAAUCAGAGGAAUAUUUUUACAUGAAGAAAUAAGGAAGAAUUUCUAUUUUUGUACAUUGUGUUUAAAAGAAGACGAAAACUGAACCAAAAUUCUUGGGGGAGGGGGUGAGCUAAGGAUUUUAUUGCUGACUUGAAACCCCCUAUGACAAAAGACUCACGCCAAGGGACUGUCGUUACGCACAGGUGCUUGUGUCUCUCUAGGGACAGACAACUCUAAACUCGUCCCCAGAGGACUUGAAUGAGGAAAACGACACUCUGAGAAACCAAAGUCCUUUUUCCCAAAGGUUCUGAAAGCAAAAAAGCA